This is a messenger RNA of Labeo rohita (rohu), 923 nucleotides long. It is a transcript of the gene polr1d, whose product is annotated as RNA polymerase I and III subunit D. Gene Ontology annotation, cellular component: RNA polymerase III complex; RNA polymerase I complex. Gene Ontology annotation, biological process: DNA-templated transcription. Lineage: Eukaryota; Metazoa; Chordata; Actinopteri; Cypriniformes; Cyprinidae. Gene Ontology annotation, molecular function: DNA binding; DNA-directed RNA polymerase activity; protein dimerization activity. Bases 78 to 461 code for a protein of 127 amino acids. The record is from RefSeq and is a predicted model, not a curated record. The transcript has 5 exons.
UCCACUCAUGAGGUUUGGACUAUUAACACCAAGCAGCGCAAUCUCGCACUUCUGCACUGCAGGGCUGAUCGCUCUACAUGACACGUAUGAUCUGUGGGCUGCAGCACAUCCAUGCCACUAGCACAGGUCAUGUGGAAAGAGCCGUCGACGUGAACACGGUGCGGGCGGACGGCUCAGAUGAGGGCUGUGUGACGUUUGUGCUUCAUGAAGAAGAUCACACGCUGGGAAACUCGCUCAGAUACAUGAUCAUGAAGAGUCAGGACGUGGAGUUCUGUGGAUACAGCAUCACACACCCGUCAGAAAGCAAAAUCAACUUUCGGAUACAAACACGAGAUGGAGUUCCAGCAUCUGAACCUCUGCGUAAUGGACUGAACAACCUGACUGAAGUGUGCAAACAUGUGCUGCAGACGUUUGAGACACGGAUGAAAGCGUUCAAGGAUAACGAAGAAUCAAUGACGUGAAGAUCAGCACUCGUGCCGUGCCGGACGCUCAGGAUCAAUGAAUGAAUGAAUGUAGGAACCGGAGCAUGUGCUGCUCUUCAUUAAAUAACGGAUGGUUCCUUCCGUUUCCUCUUAUUUUGUUUUUAAAAAAUGUGUAUGUAUGAUUUUGUAUAUCAUUAUUACCCUUUUUCUUGCGUUCAUGAACAUCGGUGAAUGGUUUUUGCUAGUGUGAUGAGUUUCAAACUAGCAAUAGAGCAUAACCAGUAUUGUCCAUAUGAAAAUAUAUUCUAAAUGAAAUACAUUUUUGAACUGUUUAAAAAUCACAGAUGUCGUUGAUUAAUAUUUAUUAGCUUUAACAUCUGAUGCAUCAUAUACAGUAUACGUCAUCAUUAUGACGAAGUGAGAGACACAGGUGCUGUGAUCUCAGAUGAUUCAUUCUGAUAUCAAACAUUCCUAAACAAUAAAAUCAGAAUGUGAAAUGUC